GGAACCCGAACUUCUAAAAGAGGGCGGAUUUGGUUCCAUAUCUUUAUUAGUACCUAUAGACUUAAAAUUUUAACCGUCUUAGUAAAGUAAUUGUAUAGGCUCCUGCACGGCAAGUGCUUCUGGAACUUUUGAGUGUAAGGGACCAGCUGAUAUUAUCCAUUAAUUAAAACAGGGACUGGGUGGUGCCCAUUUAUUAAGUCUUCCUAUGCCUUAAGAAAAUUUAAUGAUGCCAUAUUGAUAUUUCAUUACUAUAGUUUAUGUUUAUUUCUCUACUUCUAGAUGGAAUAGUUUCUUAUUGAGGAUUAUAUCCAUUCUGUACAACACAAAAAUGUCUAGCAGCAAACGACCGGCUGAGGAGCCAGCCAGUUCAGCUUCUGGGGCUCCAGCUAACAAAAAAAUGGCAAUUCCUUAUGAUAGUCUGCAGUUGGGGAAAAUUUAUUCUCUUGUCAGCUCUUCACUGGUAAGUUAUCCAAAUUAAUUUUUUUCCAUCACUUAAAUUUUCAUGCUGAGGGUACAGCUAUAGGUUACUUUUUUGUAUAUUUCAUCUGUAGGGUAGGCAUUAAAAUAUCAUCAUACUUAUAGUUAACUCUUUCACAUAAUACUAAAGAUUUCUUUAAACAGUCAUUGGCAUGUUGGCACAAUUUGUAUUUAUUUUUCCAAUGUUUAGACUUAAAUCUUGCCUCUGAAUAUAAAUACCCAAUCAGUAAACGGAAUAAUCAAACUGCCAAUUAUUAUUUUUGAGUAUAUAAUAAAGCAAUCAAUAUCAGUUAAUUAGAUUUUCAUUUACUUCUUGUAGUAUUUUUGUAGGGCUUUUUGAAUAUUGCCUUCUCUGCCAAUAAUGACUAUUUUAGCUAUUAUUUUUCAGUUAAAGUAUGCUAUAAUUGAUACAACUCGCUAAAAUAUGGUUAACUGUAUCAUUUGCAACUGGGAAUCAAAGACGUACAACAUCUUCAACAUUAAAUAGUUCUCAGAGAGCAUUAAAUUUUUCUGAGCUGUAGCACUUUAAAGGUCAUGUUUGUUAUUUGUAUUAAUAAUAAAAAUUGUUAGAGACUUUGAAAUCAUUUUCAGCUGAAUUUUGAAAGUAGUUGAUCAUUACAGCCCCUCAGCAUUUUCAAAAUUAAAUAAGAGGCUAGUCUGCACAGCAGUUUGGAUUCAUUAAAAAAAUGUGAUUUCUUUAUAAUUUGUUAUGUAGGAAGAGCUAGAUAUGAAAGUGCUAGUCUUUCAAAACAAGAAACUAGCAGAGCGAAUAGAGCAACGUAAAAAAGCAGAGACAGAGCUGAGAAAGCGUAUCGAACAGCUUGAAAAUCGCCAACGGACAGACGAUGCUGUACUUAUGAUAGUCAACAGAUAUUGGAAUCAGGUAACAAAGUGAAGAGCAAACUUAAUGAAAUUAAUUGUAGUAAAGUUAUAUUAACUCCCUAAUUACCAUUGUUCCUGUUAAGAUCUUACUUCAGUUUUCCUUUUUUAUGCUUCAAACUUUACGGCAAUUGUUUAUAUUUCUGGCACCGUUUUCUUUUAUUUCAUGACACUCGCAUAGCCAUGCUUGGUUCAUAUGUAAGAUCAAUAACCAACGUUGAAUUGAAGUAAUGAUGAUUCUUUAUUAUUUGUAGCAACUGACAGUUUACAGAAACGUUGUUCACUAAAAAAUCUUCACGACGCUACCUCUUGUCAUGUCACUUUCAUCUCUACUGCCUAACUUGUUUGCACCUUCAAAGACAACAAUCACUUCGCAUACUCACAAAACUGAACUCCAUGAACGAACCCCAAUCACAACUUGCUCAAAAAAAACCUCUCACCAACUCACAAUCAACAACUUCCACUUCCAUAACCAAAAAUUCAUGCUCACAAAUCCAGUUCAUAACAGUUCCAUAGUUACAAUUGUAUAAAUUACAUUGGUUUCCUUGAAUUCAACUUUUAACAAUUAGGUAACUUGGCUCUUAAGCUUUUUUAAAAAAUUUUUACUGCUAGUGUAUACAAAGCACUGCAAUUAUCUGCCAACUUUGCUAAUCAGUGCAACCCUAGCCAGCUGCUAUUUAAUUCAGUCAAAAGGCAAUAAAAGUAUAGUUGUAUUGCAAUGGCUAUUGUUUUAUAAGUUAAUUAUUCAUUUUAAUGAAAUCUGUUCUUAUCUCCACAGCUGGAUGAAGAUGUUCGUGUUCUGCUUCAAAGAUUUGAUGCAGAGACUUCAGAUGAGACAGAGACCAAGAGUAAGUAAUCACUUUCUGCAUUGGAUCUUUGUUUAAUUUUAAAGAAUAUAUGGUACCUAAAGGUUUUGAUAAUAAACACUUUUUAAUAUCUUAUUGUAUUAAAAAAACAUUAAAAUAUCUUCUUUAUUUUCCGUCAAUUUAAUUAAUUUUAAAUUAUUAUUUGCAUGUCUUUCCUGUCAACCAAUUUAUUAUAUUACCAUUCUGCAUAACAGUCAAAGAAGUUUUCUUCGUUUUCAUAAUAAAUGGGAAUGUUCCCAAAAACUUUUAAAACAUUCAUAUUCUGAUGCUGAGUCAAAAUAAAGUUACUGUUUACAUUGUGUUAAGGAUAUUACAUUUUUUUAUAAGGAAUGUAUGUUAAGAGAUUUACUCAAAUAUAUUGUUGUAUUUUCCCUCAACUUGUACAUAUAUUUUAUUAAUUAGAUGAAAGUAGUGAGCUGACGUCGUUCUUAACUCUACUGUCUACUUGGGACAAGCAAGAGUUGGAGGAAAAACUGGGUCAACGAGUGGAGUUCUCAAAAAGAGCCAUUGGAAAACUGCUUCAGGCCUUUGACAGAAUGCUUCAAAGAAAUGAAAAAUUGCAUCAUGCAAUUGAUGAUAAAGUAAUUAUUCACUGGCCACUUAUCUGAUUAUAUAAUUUUCAUGGCAAAAGUUUAGGCGAAACAUGUGAAGGUGUCGGAGCUGGGAGCAUAAUAAAGAGAUUGAUUCAUAAUCAUACUUAACAUAUUUUUUAAAUGUUGCCUGAACACAAAAUGAUGUAGAGGACUUAGUCUUGAAACCAUUCACACUUGAUCAGCCAUUGAAUUGGCAAGAUUUCCUAUAAAAUCACAAGUUGAUGUUAUGCUGGAUUAGAUUUGGAUGACUUAAAUUAAUAUUGCAGUCUGAAAAUGAUAUAUAUCCACAAAGCUAAUAUCUUAGUCUUGAUUUUGACAUCCAUUGAAAAAAAAUUAAAAGCUAAAUAGAAAUAUAAAACAUAGUCUACAUAUAAAAUGAAAGUGUUAAAUUAAUUUCACUGGCAAAAGGAUUGAAAAGAGAUUGUCAAAAUUUUCCCUUUUCCGAUAAAAUACUAACUUUUAUCAAACUAACUCACUUUUAAAUUAUUGAAUAAAGAUGCAUGUUAACUCUUAAUGUGUGGUUUCCUUUUACAAAGAUGUUUUAUAUCAUUUCAUACAUGUAUAAAAUUUAAGAUUCAAUUAUAAACAGAACAAAAUAAAGGCUUUAUUUCACAAAGUUAAUAAUAGGCACUCUGCCCUAACAUACCUGGUUUGAAAGCCCAUAUGUAGACACACAGUAGAUAAAGAGUUAAAGAAAUUAAACAGUCUUUGAGUAUCAUUGUUUUGCUUGUUUUAAUUUUUAUUCCUCCGACCUAUUUCAGUAUUUAAGAACAUAAUUUCAUCAUUUAAUAUUUAAUAUUUUGGGAUUCCAUUUUCAAUGACACAUAUUUUCAUGUCUUUAUAAAAAAAUAAAUAAAUAAACUUUUAUGUUUAGGUUGAACAGAAAGAGAAGGAUUCUUUACUUGAAGAUUCACAUAAAAUGGAAGAAGACAAAGAUGAUAAAGAAGAAAAGAAAGAUGAAGGUAAUGAAGAUGAAGAAGAAAGAGAAAAAAAGAAGGAAGGUAAAUUCUGGAUGAUUUUUUAAAACCUAAAAUCUGUAGCGUACCGCCAUUUGUCAUAGUUUUCAUUGGGGUACUGUUGAUUUCUGUUUCACCCUGACCGGUUUUGGGAGCUGUUUUUUUUUUCUCUCUUAAAAUUUGGUGUUUUUAAAUUUUUUUUUUAGAACCCUUCUAAUUUCAAGACUGCAAUUUGAUGUAUUUUAGAGUCUGUGUAUUUGCUUGUUUAUUUUAUAGCUUAGUGCUAGAUUUUUAAAGGGUUUUUGUUUUGCACUUUUAUCAACUCGGUAACACUCACUGUUUCACAUUAAUAGAUGUGUUUUAUUCACAGUUCAAUGUGAAUAUUAGCAGUUUAAAUUAGAUUUUAAAAAAUAAAUUUCUUUUACUUUCAUCUGUAAUUUUCACUUCAGCUUCUGUCACAUUGAAAUAAAGCGGUCUUCAUGGCCCACUUCAUUUCUUGAACAAUUGCAUAAUAAAAAAACCCACAAAGUAAUAUUUUAUUGUUGCUAUUAUUAUCAAUAUCACUAUGGCAUUUUUUUUAAAGGAUCAAAUAUUUUUAAUAAAAGCAGUCUGUUUAAUAGAAUUUUUUUGUGGAUUGAAAGAAACCCUAUUUGUUUGAAUAUCAUUAUCAGUUUUCUCACAUGUUUGUUACAUGGUGUCACAUGUGCCAUAGAUGUUAGUAGCUUUAUAAAGUAAUACCAUAUCAAGAAAAUUCAACCUUUCAUAAAUAACAUUUCAUGUUUAGAUAAAAUAGUAAUGUUUUUUUUUUUUAAAGUUAAAGAGUAAAGGGUUACAUGCUGUAAUAUUUUUCAAAGCAGAAUGAAAGUUUAAAUUGGGGAAUCGUUUAAGUAGCACUUUUAAUAAUCAAAAUGAUUUGAUCUAUGAGCAAUGUGUGAUUGUGUGUAGGAAAGAGGUUAAUUAAGCCAUCAAAAGUGUUACUUGUUGUAUCUAUUUUUCUAUGCACAUUGUUGCACAUCUUGUAUUUAAUCACAAGACCACCACACUGGAAUCGGAGUAAUAUUUAGAUGACUAAAAUGUGCCCUUUUCUAUUUUUACUAUAGUAGUUUUUGUUGGUGGCCCAACCAAGUGCUAGUUGGAUGUAGAUGAGCUCUCUAUAUGUCCUGCUUUUGUGUCUGUUGGAAAACCUGCUGUGCUAGAGCGUAAAUUUAAUUUAACCUGGUGCAUCCAGGUUUUCCCAAGGUGCCCUUAUGUCAAAUUCUAACAAGUGAACUUCACAGUGCCUCUAUGAGUAAGCCAAGGCACUGUGGCACACAGUUUGAGAACCUCUGGCAAACAAGAUAACUUUAAUGAUAAUAUUUGGAAAAUGAGAAGUGUCAAUUGUAAAAAAAAACAGAACAAAAGUAAACAAAAACAUGGGAACAUUUUUUUCUCUUUCAGAAUGACUUACAGUCAUAUUAAUUAUAUUAAAAACUAAUGUCUUGGUCAUCUAUAGAUUUAGAUUUAUUAUGUUAAACUAUCAAGUAGAGGGUAGCAACAUCCAGAUCUUAAUUAUUUCAUAUAUUUAAGCAAUCUUUUUUUUUUCCAUCACCUCUGCUUUUGGUAUUGAUGUUACCUUAUUUGUUGUAAUACUUAGUGUUUUAACUUAAGUUAUAUUCAAAUCAAUUAAACAUCCUAAAUUUAUUUUAACUAAAAAUCAAUAAGUUUCAAGAUAUCUCUCAGCUUUUUUUGUUUCUUUUUUUACCCAAAAAUAUAAUACAUCUUAUUACACAUAGGCUUGAAAUGAGAUAAAAGUUGAAAAGUUGUUUGCAUAAUAUAUUAAUAUUAAGUUGAAAUAUUUAGUCUAAAGACAUAAACGUUGAUUAAAUAUUCUUCUAGAUAACCAUUAAAAAUAUUUGUAUGCAGUUAUUUCAUAUCGAAUUAAUUGUUUUUUUAAGGCGAGGAGAGUGAGGACAAAUCUGCAAAGCCCGAUGAGGAAGCUUCAGAGACCAAGAAAGAGGAAGAAAAAGAGGAAAAGCAGCCUGAGCCGAGCCUGUCUGAAGUUGUCAAGGGAGAACUCUCUGACCUGAGGAAAGAGACGAAACAGCUCCAUAAUCUUGUGACCCAGCUCCAUCAACGUCAUCAUGAGCAUACUCUAAGUGUGAGAUUUUACCGUUAUCAAUAAUCGUGUGUGUCAACGGUGCCUUUAAAAGUUUUAACAUUUGCAACAGUAUUUAAAAACCUCUAAAAUCUAAAUUCAUAGUUCUUUUAUCGUUCCAUCCAUCCAUGUGGAGCUACAACCCAUGUGGGGCUUUGGCUUGCCUCACCAUAUCCUUCCACUUGACCGACCUAACUGAUGUUUUUCUUUUCCGUGUUUAGAUUUCCAGCUGCUGUAGACCCCUCUCCACAUCAUCCAUCCAGCUAAGCCUGAGUCUGUCUUUGAGCCGUUUUCCACUAGGGUUUUUGUGGUGCACCUUCUUUACUCCUCUGUCAUUUGGCAUUCUUUCUAAGUGUCCAGCACAGCGAAGCCUGCCAUUUUUUUAAAUUUCUGCUACAAGUGUGGGAUCUUGAUAUAUUUACUAUACAAUUCCUGGUUGGUUUGUAUUCUCCAUCCAUAUGCAUCCUUUCUUGGUCUAUAUAUUUUCCUGACAAAUUUUCUCUCCCAUUGUUUAAUAGAUUUUUUGUUGGGUCCAAGUUUCGCUUGCAUAUGUUACAAAUGGUCUGAUUACAGUUUUAUAUAAAGUUUUCUUUAUUUUUCUUUUUUUUUUUUUAUACUUUUGAGUAGUUUCUGACUACUAAAGUAUUUCCUUUAGCUCAGUUUUUUCCAAUUUCCUUUUUUUUUUCCCUACAAAUUUUCUUGGCUUUCCUUCUGGCUUCUUUGUAGAUUUGUCUCAUAUUUCUGGUUUCCUUUUGGUUUCCCUUUGUAUUAUGGUCAUUCGUGUCUUGUUCCUUUCUUUGACAGUCUCUCUACAUUCACUAUUGUAACACGACUACUCUGACAUGGCGUGGGAGCUUAUUUCUUAUGCUGUGGGUUAUGUCAGUAGUAUGGUUACCUAUGUUAUGUUGAUAUUUCAGGAUGCCGACUAAGGCUUCUUCAUUCUUCCACUUAUAAUCCGGGCACGCAAAUAAGAAUAUUGAAUCCUGGUUAAACUUACAGUACUUUAUUGAACACACUUUAUAUUGAUAAUAUUAAUAAAUAAUCCUUGCAUGAAUGUAAUUUCACAUAUAUAUCUAUAGUAUUCCAUCAUUAUGAAAGACACGUAUCUAAUCACACAGCUCUCACGCUACUGUUCUCUACUGCUCUGCGCUCAGCUCUCACUAUCUCAGUCAACUCAUACUUCAUUACCAGCAAAGCGUGGAAAACAACCGCUCUGACAAAAACAUAAUUUUACUCUCCAAAAACGUGGAGUUCACAUUUGCAUCUCAAAAUACAAUCCAUUGAUUGUCUCUCCCCGUGGAAAAAACAUGGUCAACACAAUUCACUGUUUACUCAUGCUACCUCUCUGUUUUCAUGUGAAAACAUGGUCCGUUACAUGCCCCACCCAUCUGAAAAAAUUUUGUGCAACAAAAUUUUUGGCAAAAAAUUAUAUGCUGAGAUAAUGAUAAUGUCUCUUAGAAAUUUUUAAUCCCACAUCUAACAAUCAAAUCAGUGUCACAACAUUAACAUUUCAUCAUAAUGAAAUACAGGGCAUUUGACUGUUAAUAUCACACAUAAUAGUGAAUAAUUUACCCUGGCAAAAAAUUACAAAAUCACCAAUGACAACCUCUUAAAAUCUUUAUGUAUGAUAAUGUGAAGUGACAUUAACAUCUUAAUGAAUAAUAAACACUGCAAAAUGAAUGUAACAACCUUAAAUUUUGCAUUAGAAGAUUUACAAUUGGUUAAAAUCUGAUAUUCAUUUACAAAAUUGAUAUGUACAAGUGUCUUAUCAAAAAACUGAGUGAACGUAUGUGUGUAUAUUCAUUUAGAAUGUCUGACUAAUGUGUCUUAAGUCAGUGUCUUUGUCAUUGUCUGCAUGUUCAAUGUGUCUGGAAAGGAAAUCAGCUACUGUAUUGUCUUUUCCUUUUAUUGUCCUUAUCUCAUACUGAUAAUCUAAUAGUAUCAACGACCAUCUGUUUAUUUUACUGUUUGCUAUUUUCUUUCUAUUCAGUGCCAUUAAUGGCUUGUGAUCAGUCAAUAAUGUAAAUUUUCUGCCUAAUAGAUAUUUCUGUAGUUUGGUAAGUGCCCACACAAUUGCUAAGCAUUCUUUUUCAAUGGUUGAGUAGUUAAUUUCAGUUCUGCUUAGUGCUCUACUUAAAUAGGUAAUUGGUCUUAAUUUAUGAUUGUAUUCUUGCAUAAGGCAAGCUCCUAAUCCAAUGUUGGAGGCGUCUGUAACUAGAGUGAAAGACUGUUUAAAAUUGGGUGAUAACAAUAUGUUGUCACUUUGGAAAAUUUCUUUGAUUGUUCUCAGUGUAUUUUCGCAUUCAUCCGUCCAUACUAUUUGUUUCUUGCUAUCUUUAUUUAUUAGUUUCCUUAAGGGUAGUGUAACAUCAGAAAAUUUUGGAACAAAAGUGCUGUAAAAAUUGCACAAACCUAAAAUGGCUUUUACUUCUUUCUGAGUGUGUGGUGUUUUUAUAUUUAGUAUUUUUCCUCUGUUGUGUUCUGUGGGCUGAAUUGUGUUCUUACCGACUUUAAAUCCUAAAAAUUCAAUGUCCUCUUGUGCAAACUUUAAUUUGUUUGGUGCUAUUGUAACUCCAUGUGCUCUUAAUUUGUUUAGUACUGUUUUUAUAGUCUCUAUAUGUGUCUUCAUAUCCUUAGUGUGAAUGCAGAUAUCAUCGACAAAAUGUACUACAUUUGGUAUGCCUUCUAACAUGAUUCGCAUGAAUCGAGAAAAUGUUGCGGUGGAAUUAACUAGACCAAAUGGCAUUACUGUCCAUUCGAACAAGCCUUCCUCUGUGGCAAAUGCAGUCAAAGGCAUGGAAUCCGGAUGCAUGCCUAUUUGCCAGAAUCCUCUGUUUAAAUCUAAGUGGGUGAAUAAUGUGGAGGAGCCUAUUUCUUCCAGUAGUUCUCUGGUGUCCCUCAUGGGUUCUGCAUCUAAUUGUGUGAUUUUAUUUAACUCCCUAUAGUCACAACAUAUACGGCACUGGCCAUUUUUCUUUUUUACUACUACCAUGGGUGAUGCUAUUGGUGAAUCUGAUCUUUUAAUCUUGUUAGUCUGUAUUAAAUGAUUUAGUUCUUUCUUUACUUCUUCCCUAAAUGCAUAUGGAAUUGGAUAGAUUUUGUGUUUGAAUGUGGGUUCCUGUGUUAAUAUUAUCUUGUGUUCUAAACUGCUAGUGUGUCCUAUGUUCUCUGUGAUGACAUCUUUGUAUUCUUUUAGAAUUGUUGUUAAGUGUCUGUUUGUUGUGGUGUUAUUUUCAUUGUCUUCUAAUUGUAUAACACUAGCAACGGUGGCUGUGCUACUUAUUUCAUUACUGAUGGUUUCUAACUCUUCAGGAACAGAGUCAUAUUUUCUGAGCAAGUCCACAUGUAGGACUUUCAAUUCACCCUUCAUGUGAAUUACAUAAUCAACUAAAUUUAACUUGUCAUGAAUUGUAAACGGACCCUGCCAAAUCUUUUGUCCAUUAUUGUUUGGCAACCAUACCAAAACUUUAUCAUGUACUUUAAGAUCUCUGAGGUAUCUAUGUGUAUUCUUUAUAUGUCUUUGUCUUUUAGACUCCCUAUCAGUGUUUUCUUUAGCAUUUUCUAUGCCAUAUGUAAUCCUCUCUCUAAUUUUUGUAAUUAUGUCAAAUGUGUCUUGUUGUGUGCCUUUCUGGCCUAAAAUAUUUUCUUUAAAAAGAGUUAACGGUCCCUUUGGAUUGGCCCCAAACAUUAGCUCAAAUGGAGAGUACCCAGUGGUGUCUUGUAUACUCUCUCUAUAGGCGAAUAAAACCAUGGGUAUAUAUAGGUGCCAUUCUCUAGGGUGGUCUAUUGUUGUUUUAUUUAACAUUGUUUUUAGUGUUUUGUUCCAUCGUUCUACCAUACCAUUAGCCUGUGGUCUAUAUAUUGUGGAAUGUACUUGUAUUAUACCUAGCAUUUUUGUAACUGCAUUGGUUAAGUUGGAAGUAAACUGUGUUCCAUUAUCUGACAAUAUUUUAUCAGGGAAUCCAUGUCUUGUAAAUACAUCUAAUAAUGCCAUGCAAAUUGUUUCUGAAUUAAUGUUUUUGAGGGGAAUUGCCUCUGGCCAUCUAGAUGCCAUAUCAAUCAUGGUUAAAAUAAAUUUGUGUCCCUUAUUUGAUGGUGGAUUAAGAGGACCAAUGAUAUCUAUAGCUACCUUCUCAAAGUUUCUACCUAUUUUGUCUGUGGGUUGUAUGGGUGCUCUGUGUUUACUGUGUAUUGGGUUUUUUGUCAGACAUGGUAUGCAUUUGUUUAUGUGUUUCUUUAUGUCCUUGUGUAUGCCUGGCCAAUAAAAAUUCUGUGUGACCCUUUCUAAUGUUUUUUUUAUACCCAUGUGUCCAGCCAAAGGACUGUCAUGUGCAUGGUUGAGUAUUUUGUUUCUGAGUAUUAAUGGUACUAUUAUUUGAGAUUUUUUGAUUUCACCUUUCUCAAAAUUUCUGAUUAGAAUAUUAUGUUUUAUUGUGUAAUUAUGUCCUCUAUAAAUUGUGUUAUUGUCCUUAAUUUUGUUUCUAAUGUCCUGAAUUUGCCUAUCUUCUGUCUGCAUUCUAAUUAUGUCCUCUCUAGAUAUUUGUUUUGGAAUGUCUAAUUUUUCUUCUAUUUCAGGCUGUGUCUGACUAGUUUUAUGUUGUUGUCUUGUUAUUGCACUUAUAUACUCUUUGGUUAAAUUUUUUGAUUCAAUCCAAUUUAAGAAUAGUUCUUGGGAAUUAUCUGGAAUUUCUUUAAUAUUUCCAAUUAUUAACUGACAUACUGGGUUGUCCAUAAGUACUGCCGUUACCUUUCCUGUCAACCAUGGACAGUCUAUGUCCACUACUGCUUUAUAACAUUCAACUUUUGUGUUAUUUGCUAACAUGACUGUGGUUUUUUCAGAUAUAUGGUCUUUAGGAUCAAUCAAUUUUUUGUCAACUACUAUUGUUGUACAACCUGUGUCUCUUAGACACUGAACAAGCUGGUUGUUUACAUAAGAAGGAAAAAAUUGUAAACUUCCUUCACUGUGACAUGCGCUAGCUAAAGUUUCAUGUGGUUUGGUGUUUUGUCUACUGUUAGUCUGAUUGGAAUUAUAUCUUUGAUUUUUAUAUGGUUGUCUACUCCUAUUUGCACUGUUGUAUCUAAUUGGACUACUGUUGGGUGAUGUUCUCUGAUAGUAUUGUUGUGAAUGUCCUAAAUCUCUAUGUAAUUUCCUACACUCAUAUUUUUUGUGACCUGGAAUGCCACAGUAGAAACAUUUGUUGUUGUUUGAAUAAUUAGUAUAUGGUGUCUGGUAAUUGGUUUGAUGACUUUUCUGAAAUUUAUUGUUUUGCCAUCUGGCAGGUAGGCUAUGGUAUCUUCUGUUUUGAUAUGUGUUUUGUUUUUGACUGUCCCUAUCACUGGGUGUGUUUCUAAUAGAAGCUAGUGUGCUGUUUCUAUUAUCUAGCUCUUCAUUGGGGUGAGCAUCUUUAAAUGUUGUGAUUGAGUCAACUAAAUCACGUUCAUUUUUAAUUUUUCUCUCUUUAAGGAAAGAAAAUAAAGAGACUGAUGCAUUUCUUAAUAUUUUGUCUAUAAUAAACAUAUCUAGUAAUGCCUUUGGAUCAUUUAGGUCAAUUUCAGUUAAUUCAAGCCAUUUGACAAGAUUGUCUCUAAUAUUGAAUAUGGUGGUGUUAGGGUCUACUUCUCUCUCUAGUCUUAUGUUAUGGAAAUUUUUUCUAUAAAUGUCUUCUGUGUUUCCAUAAAACUUUAACAAAACUUUCUUUAUAUAGGUAUAAUUAUUCUUUUGUUCUUCACUAAGUGAAUUGAUAAUGCUUAGGCUUUUCCCUGAUAAUCUGCUCAAUAAAAUAUUAGCCCAAGUCUCUUCUCUAUAAUUGUAAGACUGACAUAUGCCUUCAAAUUGUGACAGAUAACUAAUAAUUUCCUCUUUAUGUUCAUUAAAUUCUCUAAAUUUAGGUUUGUAUGUACUAUUGGUUUCUCUAUUGCUUGUUGAUGGUGUAUGCUGUCCUGAUUCUAUUCUAGCUCUUUCUAGUUUUAGCUCUUCUAUUUCCUUUUGUCCUUUUAAAUUUAGUUCAUCUAUCUCUUUUUGUCCUUUUAAUUUCAUUUCCUGUUCUUUUAAUUUCAUUUCCUGUUCUUUUAAUUUCAUUUCUUCUAUUUGUUUAAGUUCGCUUCUCUCUAACAGUCUAGCUUCUCGGUCUUUGUCUUUGUCUUGUCGGUCUUUGUCUUCUUUCUGUUUGUCCCUAAUUUUGUCCAUCUCCCGAGUUACGAAGUCGGCUACCUUAUCCUGCUUUAAGCCAAGCUUCUCGGCUACUUCUAAUAGUUCUAAGUACUCUGCCAUUUUUAUGUGUUUGAGUAACUAAAGUAAUAUAUUGGUAUGUAUAAGUAUGUUAGUUAUUUCUUGAUGAGUUAUCAAUUAAAAUAGUUCACAAUAUUUCAUAUAUCUACAUGUUAAUGAAUGUAUACACAAAUGCAAGUUGAUAAAUGAAUUAUAAGUUAUAAAUAAGUGUAAGAAAAAUUUAAAAUAAUUAAAUUGUCUACUUCACAACAUAAAUACAGAUAUGUAGACGUUUACAUGAAUACAAAUGAGACAACAAAUACAAAAGUACUGUUUAGUUUAUGGACCACAAGAUAGUAGAAAAUAUGACAGUAGGUUGACAAUAUGUAUAACAAUGACAAGACAAAUAGCACAAAUAUGACAAGAUCUACUAAAAAACAACAGUUAUGACAAUGUACAAACUAGACUUCACAGCUAACACAAAAUUAUCCUACAGUGUUAUAAAUAGGGCCAGAAGAAACCUUUACUGUUUUAAUAAAAAAACUUCCCUAGGAAAGAUAACACCGUGGAUAUUCCUAAAGUAUACUCUAAAAUUAAACUUAUAAUAUACAGAAAAAGUAAAAAAUUUACUUAAUCUAAUUAAGUAUUCUAUAAGUAGAUUUUUAAAGUGUUGAAUUAUAUAUAAUACAUAACACAUAAAUACAUAAAUACCAAUUGUCCAAAAGAAAUCUGUAGUUGGUCACCUCUGCUCCUCUGUGACGCUAUGGUCUGCGUAGUCGAUAAUCCUUCUAUGUAGAAGUGUACUUGGGUAAAUAUUCCAAUGCAAAAGUUAUAUAAUCCAAUGAAAAAGUUACAACACAAACUGCUUCUGUAAUCCAAUGCAAGUACCUUGCGUAAUAGAAGUAAUAGUGUAAUAAUCCAAUUGAAAAUAGUGUACUUUCUCUCCGAUUCAGUUGAACUUGCGAGUAAUUAAAGAAUUACUUUACUUGAAAUGCGCACUAGGCUUUGUGCGGCUUGUAUAAAGUGAAGAUUAUGCUGGGGAAAUCUUACUUUCGAUGUCUUGAUACACACAUCUCAUCUGUAAUAACGUCAGACUUCUACUUCUGUUGGUCUUGUAAUAUGUAGGCUUACAGUAAAUCUUUGCUACAGUUGUAAAUAACUUGAAAAUUUUCCUUAUGCUGCUAGUUGCCGUGUACCAGUUGGCUUUGAACUCUGAACUCUUGAGACUGUGACUGACCUCAAUUGUCGGCUAGCUCUGUGUGUAGUGAACUCGUCUCGGACUUGAUUGAUACACGGUCGUAAUGGCGUUCGCUGUAUUCUUCCGCUCGAAUUUUAAAAUAUAUCGUUGUUACUCAAUGUUCUGUAACACAUUUCUGACACUUCUUUACAAUAUUUGUAACGCAUCGUCGUUACACCGCUUCUGACACCAUUUGUAACACACCUACUCUGACAUGGCGUGGGAGCUUAUUUCUUAUGCUGUGGGUUAUGUCAGUAGUAUGGUUACUUAUGUUAUGUUGAUAUUUCAGGAUGCCGACUAAGGCUUCUUCAUUCUUCCACUUAUAAUCCGGGCACGCAAAUAAGAAUACUGAAUCCUGGUUAAACUUACAGUACUUUAUUGAACACACUUUAUAUUGAUAAUAUUAAUAAAUAAUCCUUGCAUGAAUGUAAUUUCACAUAUAUAUCUAUAGUAUUCCAUCAUUAAGAAAGACACGUCCUCACACUACUGUCAACUCAGCUCAACUGUCUAAUCACACAGCUCUCACGCUACUGUUCUCUACUGCUCUGCGCUCAGCUCUCACUAUCUCAGUCAACUCAUACUUCAUUACCAGCAAAGCGUGGAAAACAACCGCUCUGACAAAAACAUAAUUUUACUCUCCAAAAACGUGGAGUUCACAUUUGCAUCUCAAAAUACAAUCCAUUGAUUGUCUCUCCCCGUGGAAAAAACAUGGUCAACACAAUUCACUGUUUACUCAUGCUACCUCUCUGUUUUCAUGUGAAAACAUAGUCCGUUACAACUAUCAAACCAGCCUCCUCUACUGUUACAUUUCUGAAAUCCUACUACUUUUUCUGCUGAUUUUUUCGUAGUAUUUUUUUUAUCAAAUCCCACUGUUCAUUUAUGUUGUCUUCCCUGUUUAUUUUCUCCUGUGAUGCUUCUAGUUGUGCUGCUAUUUAAUUUUUGUAAGCUUUUGCGGUUAGUGGGUCUUUGAUAAGUUUUUGGUAAUAGUUAUGAUCUCUCUUCAGGUUUGACGUUCCUUCUUCAAACCUUAUUGUCGCGGUUUAUGUUCUUGGCGCCAUUGUCCUACUUUACUACAUACACACGUGAACCAUCCCUAGUUCAUGCAUAAGAGAAUAAACAACAUUCAAUUGAAGUAAUGGCAAUCCUUUAUUCUGUACAAUAAUAGGUGGUUGACAAAACUUUAUUCAUGACAACUUCCUCACGACCCUAACCUCCUGUUCUCAGACUACAUUUCAUCUUUCCCUUUUAACUACAUUGAACCUCUAUCGACAACGCUCACUCGGCACACUUUAAACUCAACACCAUGAACUAACCCCUCAAUGUAACCCUACUAUCUGACUUGGCACAUCUCGCCGCCGUCACAAAACCCUCUCACUAUCAACAACUUUUCACACCAAACAUUCACGCUCCUAAAUCUGGUUCGGCACAGUUAUCAUAUUGUUUUUCUCUUUGAUUUCGGCCAUUGUGAAUUUGUCCUAUUCUCUGCUUAUAUUCUCUGAAGCAAAGUCGAUGAGUUGGAUAACAUUGUCAUUGGAUUCUACAUGUAAACUCUUCUUUCUAAUGGUUGGUUUAACACCUUUGAUUUCUUUGAUUUUGGCCAUUGUGAAUUUGUCCUAUUCUCUGCUUAUAUUCUCUGAAGCAAAGUCUAUGAGUUGGAUCACAUUGUCAUUGGAUUCUACAUGUAAACUCUCCUUUCUAAUGGUUGGUUUAACACCUUUUUCCCCUAUUAAUAUCUUGUCAUGGUGCCUCAUAGAUUUUUUCCAGUCUCAUUUUAUCUGACCUUUUGUAUCUUUGGUCGGAACAUGAAAAUUUAUAAAUGCUAUAUUAAACAUUCUCCCUUGCACUUGCAAAGUGAACCUAUAACUGCACAGAGGGCUUCUUUCUUCACAGCAAAUCCUGUUCUAGAGUAUUAGUGUUGAAGUCUUUUUAUUUUGCCAUCAAAUUUCUUGCAAUGAAGAAAUAGAGAUGUAAUAUUUAAUUAGCUGAUUUAUUAGGUUGAAUAAGGCUCCUGCUCUUAGUAUGUUCAAAGUUGCAAUCCAUAAAUCAUGUCCAUAUCCAGGCAUUGGUAGAUUUCCAUUAAAUUAGAAAUCAAUGCGGGUUUUAUUUUGUUGCCUGGCUUUCGUAACCUUUUUUUUUUUAUACAUGGAUGGGUUGUUGGCCCUGCGCACAACCAUCUGGGGGGAGCUGCCCCUUACAGCUCUAAAGGUAACUGCCUUAAUGUUUGGGUAAUCUUCGUUAGCCUUUGUGGAUCCCUCCACUUCUUACAAGGCAGUAGGUUCGCCCCAGAUAUUUUAUUUCCCCAGUAACCACCAUAUCUGGUGGGCAUUCCCCUCUGUAAGCUGGAGACAUCAACUAAGAGUUGCAUAUAUUUCACAUAUGUACUUAUGUAAGACACCUAUUGAAAAAUAAUUCACAUCUAUGAAAUGAAAUGAAACUUGGGCUUGGAUAAAUGUACCCUGUCCUGAACAAGUUUCACUUAUUUCCUCACAUAAUUCCAAACAGUUGGUUUCUGAACUAUAUAUUAGAAUAUGGGGGUGAUGUGUUUAAAAUAAAAUAUUAAUAAAAGACAUAAACUAUCUGUGUGUAAAGGCAGCAAGAAGCUUUAUUAAAGUAUGGCUUACUAAAAUAGGGGAUCAGCCUUUUUGCUUACUCUUAAGAAAGUUGAUGUCUUUAAGCUACAGGAGCUUCAUCACAACCCCCAGUGCAACCACGUAGACAUAUAAGUUUAAACCUAUUUAUCAACUUUGCUAGAUUUCUGAACUUCAAGACAAACUCACUGCAUCUGAGACUGAAAUAGCAGAGCUAAAAAACAAGCUCGAUGACCUUGACUACAUGUAUGAGAAGUCUGAAUACAAGACUGACAGUUUGGAGAGGAGGCUUGCAGAGGUCACUGAGAAACUUCAAUUCUACCAAGAGACAACUGGGAACAUGCCCUUGUCUGGUCUCAAAAACUUACCAGGUGUGCCAACAGGCAGGGUGAGUAAGCGUUCUGUUAUAUUUCUGGUAGUAAGAAAUAGUGUUGGCCACUUGUUUGACAUCUCCCAUUGAAUAUUAAAAAAAAAAAAAUUUUUUUAAGGACUCAGUGCUUUAGUUAUAGAUCUAAAUUAAAUAAAUCAUACCACUGGCAGUUAUAAAGACAAAAUGUAGUCGGAUUGGGUAAAAAAAACAAACUAUAUUAAUCUUUACCUCAAAAAUUUGCACUACAAAGUUUUUAAACAAAAGAUUUUUUAAAAAAUGCAUUAAGUUGAAAUAAAAGUCUUUCACAAAAGUUGAUAACUUUUAAAUAUUUAUAUCCUGUAACUGAUAUUUUGAAACUGACCCACUUAUUUUCAAAAAUGAAUUGAUGUUUUACUUUAAAAGUUUUAAAAAUAUUAUUUAAGUUGGAUGAAAUUUUAUCUGAACUGGAGGAACAUAAAGAGUUAUCAACAAACAGACUAAUGGAGUUGGAGAAAUUGAGUGCAGAUUACCAAGAAACUCUCACAGAGGUGGAAAAAUUAAAGAUGGAUGUGAGUUGCAGUAUUUAUGUAUUUUUUAGUUAACACAAUAUCUUUCAAGUCAGCCAGGCUAAAUUUACCUUUUAUCUUGUGUAUAGCCAUAACACCUGUGGGGUUUAAAAAAAAAAAAAUUUAAUUCUGGGUGUUAAUUGAAAAAUAUUUAUGCCAAACAUGAAAUAUUCAUUUAUUGGCUUGGUGGUGAGACAUUUAUUUUUUCUCCGUUAAUCAAAUCUAACUAUACUGACUAAUUUGUUCACAGCUUCAACACUUGCCAGAGAAUGUCAUAUUAGAGACCACUGAAUACAAGUGUCUACAGUCCCAGUUCUCUGUCUUGUACAAUGAGAGUAUGCAGAUCAGGACACAGCUAGAGGACAUCAGAAACCAGAUGACCAUCAACAAGAAUAACCAUGGGCGACAGAUUGAACAAAUGGAGGUAGCUCCCCAGAAAACACACAUGCAGUAGAUCAGUUAAUUUAAAAUAAAUUAGUUAUCUUUGAAAUGAUAGAAUAUGUGGUCCAAACUAAACAAAUAAUAUUUCAUAUAUUUCUUUGAUAGAAAUAUGAUAAUCACAGCUGUAUUAUUAUUAAUUAAAUGAUUGAUAAGACAUUUUAGCACAAAUCAUCCACUGCAGAUUGUCCUCAGUUUGAUUGAAAAGUGUAGUCAUUUGACCCGAAUAUUAAAUUAAUUUUCCAAAGAAAUAACUAUAACAGUCACAUCUUUGGUAAAUAUUUGUGUUUGAAAUGGGGAGCUCGGAGAAUACUGUCAUCUUAUGUUAUGACUAGUUUUAUAUUUUGGUUCAUUGUCAUAUUUAUUUGUGCAUUCAGGAAGAAAUUAAUUUAAAACAUUUGUCUAAAAAUAGAUUGAUGAGUUGGAGGGUCAAAAGAGACUUAGAACAGAGAUGAUACAAGUUGAAGAUAGUUUGGCUCAAACUAGAAAAGAAUAUGACAUGUUAAGGAUAGAGUUUGAGCAAGCCAUGGCUGCCAAUGAUCAGAACUGUAAGUAAUCAAUGCGUGGGCGAAACUGGAAGAUUUAAAUUUAAGGUCUGUAAAAUCAGUGCCUUAUGAUUUGUUUUUAAAAAUGUUAACUCUAUAUCUGUCUUUUAAAUAAUUUUAUUUUUAAAGACUUUGUAUGACAACUGAUGACUUUGGUGCCAUUUGAUGGAGGGGGGGGUGGUGUCACAGUUAAUUAAGAAUUAUAAUAAUGUCUCUCUCACUGAAAAGACUACUUAAUUUGUUUUGGAAAUAAAUUUUAUCAAGUAUUACCAUUAACUAACAUGAGAACCUGUAACAAAAAUAAAUUCAGGUUGAGAAAUUGCACAACUUAUGACCUUUUUUUUUUUUAAAUAGUAACUAUCAACAGAGAGAUGCGUAACCUUAUACAAAGCUUACAAAACCACAAUCAACAAUUAAAGAUGGAGUCAGCCAGAUAUAAAAGGAGACUUCGUGAGGCUCAAGCUGAAAUUCAUAAGGUAUUGCCAGUAAUACCCUUGUGGCCCUCUGCACAAAAAAUCUUGCCCACCUCUUGUUAAGAACAGCUCCAAAGUCAAUUUUUUUCAAAGCUUUCAUGCUUGUCUUUUGGGAAGCAGUGUUACAACAUUUUCACAGGGUCAGUUAAGCUCUACAAAAUGAGCACAUGAACUUGAAAAUGUGUGCUGAUUUGUAUUCUUCACUAGCAGAUCACUUGCAUGAAUCUAGGAAUGAAUUUAAAAAAGAUUUGAAGAAGCUGCAAAAGAAAUAACACCAGGUGUGGAUUAUAAGAUAACUUUGACCCAUAAUCGUAAACGAAAGACAGUGUCAAUGAUGGUGACGCCCCUGAGGUAUCUCAGAAUGCCAGAGACAAAUUUCGUAUAUCUGCUUUCUACACCAUUGUUGGCAAACUUGAGACAGAGAUGAGUAGACGAAGACAGGUAUAUAAUGAUCUAGCAGUUCGAUCUUCUUGUUUGGUCGAUGUACCACAAACAUCUCAGUGUUGUGAAGGACUAAUAAAUACUUAUCCUGAAGAUCUGAACAAUAAUUUAUAUACUGACCUACAACAAUUCCACUCAUAUAUUCGCCACAAGUUUCGUGCAUCAAAAUCUUAGAACAACACGUUCAGUCAUGCACAACUCUACAAAGUAAUAGUUUGAGACAACAUCCAGUGUGCUUUUCCAAAUGUAGAAAUCGCAUGCGCAUAUUUUAAACAAUAAUGGUUUUGAACUGUUCAACUGGGCGCUAUUUUUCUCAGUUGAAACGUACAAAAAAUCCAAGCAGAUCGACAUUGAAACAAGAAAGGCUUGAUUCCUUAUAUUUGCUGAUGAUUGAGGCAGACUUGUUGCGCAAAAUUAACUUUGAUGAUGUACUCAAAAACUUUGCUAGACGUAAAUCUAGAAAAAAGAACUUUAAAAUGUAAAUGUAUGCUCUCUCUGACUUUCUUAUCUAUCAAAAAGUUUCAGUAUUUUUGUCUACUAUUAUUACAAAAUUAAUUAACUAUUAAUUUUAAUACAGAAAUACGUUAUUGUAGGUUUAUGAGUGAUAGUAGUACAAACAUAUGUCUUUACAUUUCACAACUGUUUUUCUUUGUUAGUUUUUUUCAUAAUACUGAAAACAUACCAACAGUCAAUGGAGGAUCCGGGGCAGUAGGGGGCCCGCAUGUGGGUUUGUGCCUAGGGCACCAAGAUGGCUUAAUCCGGCCCUGCCAGUGGUCCUCGGAACCUGGUUUUUUAAUUUUAUAAUUUCAGCUGAAUGGGAAAAAAAAAUUCUUCUUGAUGGAAGCAGGGAUCAUGUUACAAAAUAUAAAUAAAAGACAAAAGUGAUACAUCCGAUGUUAAAUUGAUAUAAAAAUAUUGUAUUGUUCAUAAUCCGACACCAUAGACAAGAGCUUCCCAAACUUAGUUGCAACUACUCGCAGUUUCUUAACUAAUGCUGUGCCAACUUGCAUCAUAGGGCUUGUAGACCAAUGCUGGUCCACCUACCACUAUUUGGGGAACGCUGCUCUAGAGUCAACUUUCUGAGAGUUAAAUAUUAUUGAUGACCUCAUUUAGAGUCACGUUGUUAAUCCUUAAUUUCUUUCAUGUCAAUGCAUAGAUUAUCCAUUGUGAAAGUAACUCCAACCUCAAAUGAACAUUUUUCUCAAUUGUCAGUUAAAGCAAGAGCUAGUGAUAGUCAAUCCUCCCACCUCCUCUGCCCCACCUGCUGCUACCGCCGCUGCAGCCACCACCACAACACCAGCAUCAGCUGUUCCAUCUACAACAACAACACCAUCUUCGGCAACCUCACCGGCUGCAACAACGGCAGGCUCAACCCCUUCUGGUGACAACAAAGAUAGUAUUGCCCACAUCAAGGAGGAGACACAGCUGUCACCAGUUAAAACAGAAGCAGGUGGGUAGAAAUGGGGAUCUGUGAUGCAAAUUUGACUUGCUAUUGUUAUUUGUUUCAUUUAUAUGAGCAUUUGAAAAUGACAUAUUACAAGUUUUUAAAUAUAUUGGAUAAACAUAGGGGGUGGGGGGUAAAAGAUACAAAUUCCAAUUUAUUUCUGAAAGUGCACUAUGUGGUCAAAACAUUUUCAAGAUUGUUUUUGUUAUAUUGAAGAAGACACCAGUACUUAGAGAUAACUAAACAUGAUGGAGUUGAGAAAGUUUAUUUUUGUAGGAUAAUUGUGAAACCGUUGAAUCUGUUGUGUUGUAAUUAUCCACUCAUGGCGAUGAGUGUCUACUCGUCUGGCCAAGUCUCUCACUUGAUCCCACGAACAGUAUAGCUAACAUCAACAAUUAAUAAUACAAUCAACGUUAACAGGUUUGUAGCUAGAUAGGAGUUUAUUUAACACUACUCCAUUAACUAUGGUUGAUGUAAUAUUUCAGAAUUGAUAAUCAAAUCACUCCAACCAAACACUACUCAAUAUAGAAAUUCAAACAGUAUAUCCGCCAUCAAUCCUGCCAUAACAAUAACGAAAACUAACGCGUCAUUUCCCCUUACACAAUUACGUCACAACACUCUCACACAAAUGAUACAGCUACACAUGAAAUCUCUAACUAAAUUAUCUUUUCCCUAUCAAACAUGAAAACAAUGAUCUACACAUAACAGUGAUUCUCAUGCCCUUGACAAUAAUUAUUUAGAUAUGAGCAUGUGGAUUCAUGAGAACCAGACCACUUCAGCUUUAACACAGUUUCUAGAUACUAAGUAAACAAGGAAUGUAUGGUUUAAGUUCUAUAACCUUUUUUUCUUCUUUUUUUUUUUUACACCAUGGAUUUAGGUUUCCCAGUAGCCACAACAUUGCCUCUAGUCCAAGCCAUCAAGAAGGAAGAAGGUGAGAUCCCAACCACUCCUGUCAAGAAAGAAGAGGAUGAUGACCUUGACAGUAAAGAUAUUAAAAAUGGCAAGAAUGAUUCUGAACUGGUCAAAGAUUUGAGAAAUCAACUCAAGUAUGUAUAAUAUACUUUACGACAAUUUUUGUUUAGAACCUUUUUUUAGAAGUUGACAAAAAGGCAUAUACAAUUUUUGUUAUUGCAAAAUGAUUGUAAAAUUAGUUAAAUUUUUCUUUUCUUGAUAUUUUUUUUCACUGUCAUCAAUUGUUUAUUAUUGCCAAGUUUUUUAAAACAAAGUAUUUGGUUAAAAAAUGUUAAAUAACUUUUUUUUUUAUUCUAGAAAAUCUCAAGAUAAUGUAAGGGAGUUGAAACUUCUGUUAGACACCUACAAAGCUGCACCAAAAGAACAGCGAGACAAAAUUCAAGUAAGGACAUCAUUAUUAGUGUUUGAUUUAGAAUGGCUUUGCAGUAGAAUUACAUUUGCUAGCAUUUGAGGUUUCUAUGAAUUUAUUAAAGUCAUUUUAUAUUUAGAGCUUGAAACAUUAUUAGACAGAUUGUAUUAUUAUUUUUUUAUUUGGAACUUGGGGAAGGGGGGGGGGGGGGGGGGGGGGGGUUUCCUGGAUGGAUGAUGGCUGUCUGAUACACCAAUAGGGAUUAUAUCCGCUUUCAUUUUUAAAAUGCCUUGCACACAGGCCUAACUGGUUUGUGGCACAGAAUUUCCAUUAGCACAUUGCCAUACAGACAAUCAUAACACAUAAAUUCUGAAUUUUUUUGAAUGAAUGGAAUCCAAAAUGAAACUAGAACUUUUACAACAUUUCCAGUUAUGUCUACUGUCCAUGCUUUACAUAACCAAAAUAUAAAUGAACAAGAACUUAGUAAAAAGUUACUCUCCCCUCAAACUUGUUAAAAACGUUGUGUGUGUUCUUGAUCAGCUUAUGGCAGCAGAGAAAAAGGCAAGGCAGGAAAUAGAUGAGUUGAAGGCACACAUCAAACGCAUGCAAGAGAGUGAGAAAAGGGACAGGAGGAAGCUGGCGGAUGAAGAUGCCAUGAGGAAGAUUAAAAAAAUGGAAGAGACCAUAAUAGAGCUGCAAAAAAAUCUGGCCAAUCAAAAGCAGGUUGGACAUGCACAGAGAUUUUAUAAUUGCCCAGUUUUAUCCACCCAAAUUUCUUUGAUGCAAUUUUGUUACACAAGAUUAAUUUAAUUUUUUGUUCUUCCCCUUUUAACUCUAGAAACCAUUUAUAUAAGUUUUAUAGUUUGGAUUUCAAUACAACCACCUGCCUAAUUGCACAAUAAUAUUUCUUUAAUAGUUCUGAUAAAAAUAAAUGUAAAAAAAAACAACAAUUUUACUUAGCUAAUCAGUUUUCAUUGUAACUCUUUAAUUUAAAUGAUAAACAUGAAAGUCUCAAACAAGGAUUGUUGUGUCAAAGCAGAUGGGGAAAAGACAACUAAAAACCUACUUUUAUUUUUGAAUUGUUUUAGAGAGAAGAAGCAUUGUUAAAUGACCUUGAUGUCACUGGUCAAGCUUUUGAAGAUAUGCAGGAGCAAAACACGAGGCUACUGCAGCAACUUAGAGAGAAGGAUGAUGCAAAUUUUAAACUCAUGUCAGAGGUGAGAAGGCAGAUUUUUGGGGUGUAGCUUAGAUAUGAGUCUGACUGAUGAAAUAUGUAUAAGUUUAACACAGCUUCCUUAGCCAGGCAGGAAAGAGAUGGUACUUAAAAAUAAAGCUAAAAAUUUAAAUUUUGGAUAUCUUUGCUAUAAAAAGUGGUGGUGUUAACCUUGUCUUAAUAAGGAAGAACUUACCCUCUAUUUAUGAUAAUAAUAAAUGAGUGUUUGAAGAGUGUGGACCUUACAAUGAACACAAAAUGAUGCGUGUACCACAUCUCAUAAUAAUGAAAUACAACAAUAAAUUGAGUGUUAACAUCUAUAUGCUUCCAAUACAAACUGUUCAUUCCAGAGGAUUAAGUCUAAUCAGAUUCAGAAGCUGCUCAGAGAGGAGAAGGAUGUUCUUACUGAACAGGUGGCGAUACUCCAGAACCAGGUGGAGGCCCAGAAUUCGGUGGUCCGCAGUCUGGAAGAGAAAGAGAGACUCCUGCAGAACAAUUUGUCGACUGUGGAAAAAGAGCAGGCGUAAGGGGAAAGAAGUUGUCAAAUUAAUAAUCUAUAAAAUUUUCUUCAAGUUUAUAUUUCCACUAUGUAAAUUAAAUUAAGUUCGAGUUACAACUUGAUUAGGCUUAUGAUAAGAGCAUACUCAAAGGAACUUACUUGCAAAUAGCUCUUAUUGUAAGGAACUCAGUUAGCAAAUAUAUAGCUGGUUAUCCAUGGCUAAACAGUGAAUAUAAAGCUACUUUAAAUGAAAGAAAGUGACCUUACUAUAAUUGAUGAAAUUCAGAAAAAAAUAUCUCAGUUUAACCUAAAUAAUAAUUGAAUGUUAAAGUCAAACUCUUAUAACAGCUGACGUAUAAUAUGAAUAAGUGUAAAAAAAAAAAAAUGAUGCCUCUUUGACUUUUUCCAGAAUAACUCAACAAGCCAUGGAGAUGCACAAAAGAAAAGCAGUGGAGAGUUCCCAAACUGCGGCAGACCUCAAGCUUCAUCUGGACAAAUAUCAGGCCCAGCUGAAGGAAGCCCAGGUGGCUGUGGCAGAGAAAACGGCUUCUUUGGAGCAGGAAGUCUUCAAGUAUAAACGCAUGCAGGUAAAUGUCGGUUGUGGGAUGGGGGCUAUCUGGUAGUUGGGGGAUUCUCACAAAAAAAUCAGGGGCUCGGUAGGGGGAAAGAACUCUGCUAUCUGUUGAAAAUUGGGUUACACCUAAACCUAGGUAAAUAGAAACUCAUUUUUAUCAAUGACCCAUGGAAUGUGUGUGAAAACCAAAUAUAUUAGAAACUUAUUUUUAGUAAUGACCGAUGGGUUCUGUGUGAUAAUCAAAUAUAUUAGAAACUCAUUUUUAGCAAUGACCCAUUAGAUCUCUGUGAUAACCAAUUGCUUGAUGUCACUGUUGCUAAUCUCAUGAAGCUGACAUCUCAUGACCUGUUUUACAGGAGGAAGUGGCCAAACUGAAUCGCAAGCUGGAGAGAAGCAAGAAGAUUGAGAUGGCUGGAGCAGCUGAUGAAGUUUUGUUGGAAGAGAUUAAAGAAUAUAAGGUAUGUUGGCAAUGCACGUAUACCUAUCUCUUGUUUAAACUGUUCAAUCUACUUCCUCACUAUUAAACAGCGUAGUAUUUUAUGCUGAAUUUACAUUUUAAAAAUUAGAAAAAUGAUGGGUGGUUUGUGGGGUGUGUGGGAGGAAGCAAUAUAAAAAUAAGGGUAUCAGAAACCGCAUUUGGAAACCAUUACCAUCAAAUAUAACUUUAUACUUGUUUGUUAUUCAAUGCACAGGAACAACUGACGUGUCCAUCUUGUAAGGUCAACAAAAAGGAUGCGGUACUGACCAAAUGUUUUCAUGUGUUUUGCCUGGAAUGUCUGAGGACACGUUAUGAGACAAGACAGAGAAAGUGUCCCAAGUGCAAUGCAGGUUUUGGUGCCAAUGACUUCCACAGGCUGUACUUGUCCUAGUAUCACGGAUCAUAGACACCGUGCACGUGUUAGCCAGGCCAAUGACUUUCACAGGCUGUACUUGUCCUAGUAUCAGGGACCAUAGACGCCGUGCAUGUGUUAGCCGGAGCUGCUAAAUGAUAAAAGCAGACUGUCCCCUGAGUUUAACUGUUUGGCUACAACUGACGUGUUCAGAGAGCACUUGUAUCAAGUGUUUGUGAGAUUAUUUUUGCAGAAUUAUUUUGCAUUUAGAUAAUGGUUCAUUGACAAAAUAUGUCAAGAACAAGAUGAGAAACUUUCCAUGCUGCACAUUUUUGUAUGUUGUGUUGAAAGAAUUUCGUACGCAUGUAGGAGACUUCAAGCAUUAUUCCUGAGACCCCUUAAUGAAAAAAAAACAACUGCGUUUGGAAAAAAAAACGUAGCCCUCUUUUUUUACCAUUUGGUGAGCUUUGGGGUUUCAAGGAAAGUCUAGAGACCUAUAUAAUAAUUGUAUCAGAAUGUCAUAAUAUAUAUGUACAUGUAAUAUUAAAUAUGUAUGAUAUGCUAAAUCAUUUUUAAAAACCCAGCACUAGCUAAGCCAGUGGUCGGCAACCUGUGUUCCGGAGCAACGUGGCUACUGUUGAAGGAAGAGAUUUGGCUAUUAAAAAAAAUAUGUUAUAACAUGCCGCUUUCCAAAAAGAAAUGUUCUUAAGCUGAUGUAAUUUAUUAAAAUGGCUCCUUACUCCAAAACAGGGUGCCAACCACAGGGUUAAGCUAAUACAAAUCUGAGUUUAGAGGGAACAAUUUAAAGUACAUAAGUAUUAAAUGCAGUCAAUCUUCAUGUAGAGCAGAUGGUGUAAAUGAAGACCAAGAAGAGUGAAGUUCUUGUUAGUUUGAUUCAUGGAAUUUGAUGGGAUGGGACUGACACUGGCCUAUUUAACGGGCCUCAGAGGGUAAGCCAAGUUGUACUCUUGACCAAUGCUUAAAUAAAAAUCAUUAAAGUUGCCUAAAUGCCUGUCCACUUUGACCAAUUGGCCAGGCCUAAUUUUGGAGAGCAAACCCUGACAAAUAAUGCCCUGAAUUAAACUACUUUUUUUUGUGUUAAGCUGUGGUUUGGUGGCUAUCAAGACAGAGGUCAGUCGUACGAAGCUGUGGUUUGGUGGCUAUCAAGAUAGAGGUCCUACGCUAAAAAUUGGUGUUAAAACUGAAAUGUUUAAGUCAAUAAGCUCGUCGAUUUGAUCCCAUUUGCUAUGGUUUUGAAGGCUCGAGUUUUACUGGAGUUGGGG
This is a messenger RNA of Lymnaea stagnalis (great pond snail), 25914 nucleotides long. Lineage: Eukaryota; Metazoa; Mollusca; Gastropoda; Lymnaeidae. The record is from the annotation of a GenBank genome assembly.